Neltuma alba is the source of this 1101-nucleotide messenger RNA. RefSeq names its product tropinone reductase homolog. Bases 92 to 883 code for a protein of 263 amino acids. Lineage: Eukaryota; Viridiplantae; Streptophyta; Magnoliopsida; Fabales; Fabaceae. The transcript has 5 exons. Gene Ontology annotation, molecular function: oxidoreductase activity. The record is from RefSeq and is a predicted model, not a curated record.
CUAAAUAUGAAUACCACAAACACCUCACAGACACUUGUUGGUUUAUCACCCCCUCCAAGGUUUGCAUUGAUUAGCAGAGAAAUAAACAUAAAUGGCAGAAGCGGUACUCAAAGACAAGAGAUGGUCGCUGAGUGGGAUGACUGCUCUUGUCACCGGAGCAACCAGAGGCAUCGGACAUGCCAUAGUGGAAGAAUUGGCAGAAUUUGGAGCAGCUGUGCAUAUAUGUUCACGUAACCAAGCAGACAUCGAUAUGUGUUUGAAAGAAUGGAAAAGCAAAGGAUUUAGUGUUACUGGAUCAGUCUGUGAUGUGCAGUCUCGCGACCAACGUCAAAAUUUAAUGGAAACUGUUGGUGUCGUUUUUCAUGGAAAGCUCAACAUCCUCAUAAACAAUGCCGGGACAAGUGAUGUUAAGGAAAGCCUGGAUAACAAAGCUGAAGAUAUAUCAACUAUGAUGAGCACCAAUUUUGAGGCUACUUACCAUUUAAGCCAACUAGCACACCCUCUUCUAAAAGCAUCAGGAGAUGGUGCUAUUGUAAAUAUCUCCUCCAUUUCCAGUGCCAAAGUGCUGCCUCUUGUUUCAGCCUAUGCAGCUUCCAAAGGAGCCAUAAAUCAAAUCACCAAGUACAUGGCAAAGGAAUGGGCCAAAGAUAAUAUUCGUGUCAACGCAAUAGCAGCUGGAACUGUGAUGACCGUACUUUUAGAGUUUUGCAUGGAAAAAUCACCAAUGGGAGAAAAUGCAGCAAAUGCUUUUGCGUCCCAAAUUCCUGCUGGCCGAAUAGGAGAGCCUAAAGAGAUUUCAGGAAUGGCUGCUUUUCUUUGCCUUCCUGCUGCCUCAUAUAUCACUGGACAAGUUAUAUGUGUAGAUGGAGGUUUCACUCUUUAAGUAGUUUAGCCUCAUUUGUAGUUGCUUCAAGUCAGCCAGAAACUCCUACCACAUAUCAUAUGUAGGAGCUGGCCAUGCUCAGUCAAGUUCACAUUAGAAAGCUGCUGUUUUGUUAUGUUGACAGCGUUUGAAUUUAUAUUUCUUCAGUAAUGACUUUAGUAUCCAGACCUCUUCUUUGUUUAAUGAAAAUGUAUAGCCCUAAUAUCCUUAUUCACAUG